Molecule: messenger RNA, 807 nt
Organism: Closterium sp. NIES-65
Lineage: Eukaryota; Viridiplantae; Streptophyta; Zygnematophyceae; Desmidiales; Closteriaceae
Source: the annotation of a GenBank genome assembly
AUGUUCCACGGUCCCACGUGCAGCCACAGGAAGGUUAGAGAGGACGAGAAGGUGGAUUCUGGCAGUGAGCGCGCUGGCGUCGUGUGCGGCCCGAUGGUUCCCGUAAAUUCCGGACUAGAUCCGAUCAAGCACACGCAGUACCCGUACGUGACCGGCGCUUCGGUGCUGGCGAUGAAGUACAAGGACGGCAUCAUCAUGGCAGCUGAUACCAUGGGAGCAUACGGGCGUACAAUGCGGUACAAGUCGGUGGAGCGCAUGCAGCAGGUGGCGCCGCACACGGUGAUGGGCGCUGGCGGGGAGAUCAGCGACUUCCACUUCAUCCUCUCGCUCUACGAGGAGCUCCUCACGAACGACUACGCAUUUGACGACGGGCACGUGCUGUCCACACGAGAGGUGUUCAACUACAUGACACGUGUCAUGUACAACCGCCGCAACCGCUUUGACCCGCUUUGGAACUCCAUCGUCAUCGGGGGGCUCGACAAGGGCGAACCCUUCCUCGGCUCGGUGACAAUGAUUGGCGUUCACUUCACGGACGACCACAUAGCAACGGGCUUUGGCAGCCACAUGGUGCGCCCGCUCUUCCGCAACGAGCACCGCAACGACAUGAGUGAGGAGGAGGCAGUCAAGCUGCUGGAGAAGGGGCUGAGGGUGCUGUACGCCCGCGACAGCAGCGCGCUUAACAAAUUCCAGAUUUCAAAAGUAACAGCAGAGGGAGUGACAAUAUCGAAGCCAUUUGCGCUGAACAUAGAGUGGAACUACGCCCAUUUUCAGAACGCAGUGCCUGAUAAGUACAGUGGUUCCUGGUAG